Arachis stenosperma is the source of this 786-nucleotide messenger RNA. RefSeq lists its product as uncharacterized. The transcript has 3 exons. The coding region runs from base 1 to 786 and encodes 261 amino acids. Gene Ontology annotation, molecular function: nucleic acid binding; zinc ion binding. The record is from RefSeq and is a predicted model, not a curated record. NCBI's taxonomy places the organism in Eukaryota, Viridiplantae, Streptophyta, Magnoliopsida, Fabales, Fabaceae.
AUGUCAAAGCCAUCAUUCGAGAACCUGUGUGUCGAGGUAGAUUGGGACUUUGCCAUGGUUGUAGAGGAGUUGGACAUGUGUCCUAGAAACGUCCUAAGAAGGUCAACCGGAAUACUACCAAGAGCCAACAACAAGGUCGUGUGUUCACUACAACAACGGGGGAUACCGUUAGAUCCGACAGUUUGGGAAUUGGGGAAUGAUCCUAUCACCUGGGGUGCCUUCCAAGUGGAAUUUUAUAAGAAGUACUUCCCGAAUUCUGCUAGAACGGUCAAGGAACUUGAAUUACUGCAACUGAAGCAGGGUACAAUGUCCGUAUCAGAGUAUACGGAUAAAUUUGAGGAGUUAUUCAGAUUUUCUCGUAUGUGUCAAGGAACUCCGGGAGACUCUGAGGAAUGGAAGUGUAUUAAGUAUGAAGGAGGACUUCGAGAAUGUGUGAGGAAGGCUGUUGAGGCGAAGAAUGACCAUUGGGAGUUCCAUCGCAGGGAGCACAAUCAAGAUUACCCAACAAGGGGCCAAGAGUUUAAGAGAAGAGGAUACCCACAACGUUUUCCCCAAAGGCGAAAUGACCUUGCGACGAAUAAGAAUUCCCAAGGAAAGGGUAGGGAAAAACAAAUAGUGGCUGCUUCGGAUGUUUUGAGCUGUCAGAAAUGUGGAGGUCAUCACCCAAAUAGACCGUGUCGUUAUGGUUCGGGUUUGUGUUACAAUUGCAGAAAGCUAGGACAUUUGGUCAGAGAUUGCCCACACCGGAAGGAUCGGGAGACUGCCAGGUCCGAUUUUCGUACCUGA